AGCCAGCUUGCCGACGUAUAAGCCUACAGAAAAAGGCUACAUAGCCUACAAACCUUAGGCUAGCUAAGGCAGAGGAUUCGGAAGAUUGACAGAGAUAGACACAUAAUUCCGUUAGGAAAGAACCAAUUCAGCUCCCACUUGUCACUGUAACACGUAUGCACGUCGUGUGUAAUGUUUUCACGUGACGCGCCCAUCCUUUUCCCAGAUUUUUAUUUUUUAAAAAAUGACAUGGCAAAAAAAUCUUGUUCUUUUUUUAAAAAAAAAUCAACGGUAGGAGCACUAUCAUAUCACUUAAGAAGGGCAAAUAUAAAUUAUUAUAAACCCGACUUGGAGGCAAAUCCUUGGUACCUCGCUAAAAAUGCCUCAAACUCACCUAGCUAGAGAAUAGACGGCACCAUCUAGGAUCUGUGAACACUGUCAGCUAAGGCAGCAGCACUGUGAGAUCCAUUUUCAGACGACAAUCCGAUUGGUUCAUGCGUCCGUGAUCAUCAUCAUGCAAUUUAAUUCCCAGAGGUUGAUCAUAGCACACGCAUGUACUCACCGGAGAUAGGUAGCCGUGCGACGAUCGAGACGUUCUCACGCAAAGGCACCGCGCCAUUGGAGGCGGAGAACAGCAGCUGCCUGCCACUGCCACCGGCGGGAGAGCAAGAAAACAACAAGCCACCUGACCCACCUACCAACCCGACAGCCUUGCUUUCCAUUGCAGACAAACAAAUACUACUAGCCCUGCCUCCAGGUUCGAUCCGGUGGCGGGGCCCACUCUGCAGACAUCGCCAAUCAAGAUCAACCAACCGGAUGGCCGCCGAGACGACCGACCUGGCGCCACCGUCUCCUCCGCCGCCGGUGGCACCCACUGCCGCGCCAAGCCGUCCGAGACUGUCGGGGUUCGAGCAGCUGGACGGGCGAGUCAAGGAGCUGACCUCGUCGCAGGCGGAGUUGCUGGAGAGGAUCCAGAAGCUGAAACAGGAGGUGCAGAACUGGCGUUCCAACAUAGAGACGCAGGUCAAGACAUGCCAGAAUGAACUCCAGGGUCUGAAGAAAGGACUCGACUCUGAAGUGGAACAGCUGAAAUCGGAAAUGAAGGCGAUGAGGUCUGCAAUCCAGGAAGAGAAGGGCAAUCUACCUGCACAAAUUACAAGUUUAGAGGUGAGCAAUGACGAUACAGAACAAGCCUGGCAGACCCAAGACCAAGUACUGAAGGUUACUACUGAUGCUAGUAUGGAAGAUCAAACAGCAACACAAGCGUGAAUCAGUGCUUCCUUGCAGAGGUGAAGGCUGUUCUGCUGGAUAGUCAGCUCCUUUCAAUGAAUCAAAAAGGGCUGGCAGAUACACUGAAUCACAUGAAGUAAAUAUUAUUUUUGAAUCCAUACCAGCAAGUUUCCAAGUGCAAAUAUCUCUAUUCUCUAUAACAGUGACAGCAAAUUGAAGUGUAACAUUUCAGACCAAUCUUGUCAAAUGAUACAUUACAUGUACAAGAACUGUUUGUUUUGUAACAAUUCCAUUACUACUAUUACAAAUUCUAAUUUUAAAUAAAGUCUGCACAACUGGCUCA
Molecule: messenger RNA, 1552 nt
Organism: Sorghum bicolor (sorghum)
Lineage: Eukaryota; Viridiplantae; Streptophyta; Magnoliopsida; Poales; Poaceae
Exons: 7
Coding region: 532-1248 (238 amino acids)
Source: RefSeq, a predicted model, not a curated record